AAGACGUCGCUUCCGGUCACGUGGUCAGAACCUUUUCAGUUGGCGCGGAAAGUUAACGCUUGUUGGUAACUUGUCACUCCAUACUCAUAAAUGUGGAGUCCUUUGAUAUGAAGUUGUUUUUUUUUCUUUGGAAGCUAUUGGUGUAUACUACUUAACAGUCCAAGACCAGUGUGGAGAAGACUCUCGAAUCUGCUGCGUUUGAAUGAAAUUGCCGUUUUUCCCUCUCGGAUGUAAAAUAUGAGUCCACAGAAGCGCACGGUGGUGUCAGGAGCAUUAGAAGUGCGGUUUGUGGGAGAUGAUGAUGUUCUGGAUCACAUUGUGGAGAAACAUGAAGGGUCAAAAGCGCCACGGAGUUCAGUUCAAACUCUCGUAAGCCUGAAGAGUCCUAGAAAGCCAUUAGCAGACCCUGCUGAAGAGGAUGAGGACAGUGUAUUUAAUGAGCAAAACUAUGUAGAGGCACUUGGUGCUGGUACACAAGAUGGAGAUGAGAAUGGAUCAACCACUGCAGGAGCAUCGGUGUUCACUUUCCAGACCAUUAAACGCUCCAAUAAAAUGGCACAAGUGGCAUCAGAGUGGGCACGCACUCCUGGAAAAAGUGUUACAUUUAGCACUCCCGAUAAUCCAGAGGAGCCACCUAGCCCUGCCCGUGCUUCCAAGAAGUUGGUGACUCAAAACAAAACUCCUCAAAAGGGGAAGAAAGUACAGUUUGUUUCCACGACCCCACACAGACUGAGAAAGAGAAUAUCAGCUCCUAAUCUGAAAUCAGACAGUGACAGUGAUUUCUCCCCCUCAAACUCUGAGGAGGAGGAGGACGAGGACGGACAUGAGGAUGAGGAGGAAAAAGGAGAAAAGCGCGGAGCUCAGCCGAAAACCCCCAGCAAGACGGCUACAUCAGCUGUUGCGCUUUACAAGACGCCUGCCAAGAAGAGCAAGAAAACGCCCGAGCCCAGCCUGGUGGAGGAGUACUUUGAAGCUCACAGCAGCUCGAAGGUGCUCACGUCGGACAGAACCCUCCAAAAGCUCCAGACCCCAAAAUUAGAUCGGGAAACUCUUCUGCAGUUGCUGGAUGGAAAGCCCUCCUGUUACACAGACGAGAUCACUCAGCUGAAUAAAAAACACCAGACCAAUUUCAGCAAAUGGAUGCUGCAGUUACAGAUGGGCUUCAACAUCCUGCUGUAUGGCCUGGGCUCGAAGAAGCUUUUACUGGAGAAGUUCCGCACUACCAUGCUGUCUGAUUCCAUGCACCUGGUGGUCAAUGGCUUUUUCCCAAGCAUCACUCUCAAAUCGAUCUUAAAUGCCAUCACCAGCGAGAUGCUGGAGCAUGAUGGGAGUUUUCGCACCCCAGUGGACCAAAUAAACUUCAUUGUGAAAACCCUUAGAAAAGACCCGGACAACCACAUCUACCUGAUCAUCCACAACAUUGAUGGCCCCAUGCUGCGUGGUGAGAAGAACCAGCAGGCGCUUGGGCAGCUGGCCUCCAUUCCCAACAUGCACCUGCUCGCCUCCAUAGAUCACAUCAACGCCCCUCUCGUGUGGGACCAAUCGAAGAUGUGUGUGUUUAACUGGCUGUGGUACGAGACGACUACCUUCCUGCCGUACACAGAAGAGACGUCGUACGAGAACUCUCUCCUGGUGCAGCAGACAGGAGCGCUGGCUCUUAGCUCGCUCACACAUGUCCUGCGUAGUCUCACACCAAACGCCAGAGGGAUCUUCAAACUACUGGCUGAAUUCCAGCUGGAGAACAAAGACAAUCCUUCCUAUUCAGGUUUGUCUUUUCAAGAUUUUUACCAGCGCUGUCGUGAGGCCUUCCUGGUGAACAGUGACAUCACGCUGAGGACUCAACUGACAGAGUUCCGGGAUCAUAAGCUGAUCCGCACCAAGAAGGGAGCUGAUGGAAUAGAGUACCUUCUGAUCCCUGUGGAUGCGGGAACUCUCACAGACUUCCUGGAGAAAGAGGAUGUUGAGUAAUCGGAGCGGAAAGAGAUUAAAGUACUGUUUUGAGGACUGGCCACCUGUCUAUGAAUAGUGUUUUACUGUACCUGUUCUGACUACCAUGGAUAGGCAGCAGUAAGCUGGCACAGAUCGCCAUACUGCAUGCUGGGUAGUUCAGAGGUCUUCAUGCACUGUAGAAGUCCAACUGAAAUGAAUCAACUCAAGUACUUCAAGUACUGAAACGUAAAAUCAUGGACACUUUUUGUAAACGGUAUGUAGUAUGUACAGAUAUGUAAUAAAUAUGAUGCAUUGCAAUUUAUUUACAUAUAAAAAUAUGUUCAGUAAAUAUACAUUUAUAGUCACAUUCCUGCAAUACCAUCAUAAUACACAUAUACAAGUAACUUGGUAACAAUCAGAUGUUAGACCGAUCCUAAUGCGAUACGCAGGCUUAGAUCCGUUUAAACAAGAUACGAACAGGAAAUGCUAAAUUAAUACCAGGAAAAGCAAUACAGCAGAAGCCAUAAUUCUGUUUUGUUACAAUGAUCAUGUCUGUAAAAAGUAGAGUUUACUAAUAAUUUCUCUGUGAAGCUAUUUUUAAAUUAGCAUAUAUGUGCACACAUAAUAUAUGACCAAAGGUUUGAGGACACCUGACCAUCACACCUAUAUGUGAGCUUUCUCCAAAUUCUUGCCACAAAGGUGGAAACACACCAUUGUAAAUGAUGUCUUUGUAUGCUGUAGCAUUUCCAAUUUGCCUUCACUGGAAUUAACAGGCCCAAGCCUGUUACAGCAUGACAGUGCCCUUGUGCACAAAACGAGCUCCAUGAAGACAUGGUCUGUCAAGGUUGGAGUGGAAGAACUGGAGUGUUCUGCACCUCUACCCCACUGAAUACCUCUGGGAUGAACUGGAAUACAGAUAACACCCCAGGUUUCCUCACCCAACAUCAGUACCUGACCAUCUUUAAUGCUCAUAAAUCUCCAUAACCACACUCCAAAAUCUAAAGAAAACUUCCCAGGGGAGUGGAGGUUACUAUAACAGCAAAGGGGGACUAAAUCUGGGACGGGAUGUUCAACAAACACACAUGGGUGUGAUGGUCAGGUGUCCACAAACUUUUGCCAAUAUAGUGUGUAAGCUAUACAUACAUUUUGGUGACAAAUUAAUGGAGAAACCAGUGGCUCAUCCAUGCUGUUCUAUUUCUAUCUUAAUGGGAGUGG
This is a messenger RNA of Ictalurus punctatus (channel catfish), 3144 nucleotides long. RefSeq names its product origin recognition complex, subunit 2 (gene orc2). Bases 238 to 1968 code for a protein of 576 amino acids. Lineage: Eukaryota; Metazoa; Chordata; Actinopteri; Siluriformes; Ictaluridae. Gene Ontology annotation, biological process: DNA replication. The transcript has 17 exons. Gene Ontology annotation, cellular component: nuclear origin of replication recognition complex; nucleus. The record is from RefSeq and is a predicted model, not a curated record. Gene Ontology annotation, molecular function: DNA replication origin binding.